Durusdinium trenchii is the source of this 351-nucleotide messenger RNA. Lineage: Eukaryota; Dinophyceae; Suessiales; Symbiodiniaceae. The record is from the annotation of a GenBank genome assembly.
AUGCCCAGGAUGAUUCUGGAGGCCUGGGCAGGACAUGAAGCCUUGACACUGGUCAACACGUAUGGUGUGACCGAGUGCUGCGUCUACAACGCUUUUCGUUUGAUGCACUCCGAGGACCUGCCCAGCUUGGUUGGCUUGCCCUUGCCUGGAAACCAACUGCUCCUUCUUCCGCAGGACCAGGAUGCUGGCAGCCUACAGCAUGACCUCUCGCAUUGCGUGGAGGGCCUGGAGGGUGAGCUGAUCAUUGGCGGUGCCCAGGUUGGGGAAGGCUAUUUGAAUCGCAAGGAGCUGACUGCGAGGCAUUUCCAAGACCACCCUAGACAUGGGCGGGUCUACCUCAGUCGAUGCUAG